Molecule: messenger RNA, 6155 nt
Organism: Orbicella faveolata
Lineage: Eukaryota; Metazoa; Cnidaria; Anthozoa; Scleractinia; Merulinidae
Source: RefSeq, a predicted model, not a curated record
CGAACCUUAAAAGGCUGCCUAAGAACCUAAGCUGACCAAGAAUUCCUUUGUUAAGGCACUCGUUAAAUUCCGGGUUUCAUUAAUUUGAAGCAAGAACAAUAACGGUACGUAGAUUUUAUGGGAUUAUACUGCUGUGAAGUAUUGUCGAAUUUCAGGGCGAGAGCUGUCAAGCGAAACACUUGACUGACUUCUGUCACGACUCGCCAGCUACGGAUCGAUUUUGUCUCAAGCUCGUUCAAGUGAAUUUGCAUAUUCUCGAGGAAACCGCCGUGAACUUCGUUAACUUAGUACUGUGUGGACAAGAUAUAUUGGCAAAGAAGUUUAUUUUGCUAUAGUGGCACGUGCGAUGUGAUGUAUUAAUAUUGUCAUAGGAAUGAGGCUCUUAUUAUGAAUACAAAAUAACAUGGCGGACUAAUCUUGGGGGUGGGCUGCAGAGAGGUGUUUUACACGGUUUUAAGGCGAUAUCUCCCUGAAUUGAAGGAUUACAAGAAAUUCAAGUUGUACUGGACGGAAAUCAUGUUUUACAUCACGCCAUGGAUGACUGUGGGCCUUUUUUUGUGUACUGUCUACUUCGUUUUGAUACUGCUUGGUUUUGGAAGAAAAGGCGACGAGACGAAAGUGAGUAAGAAAUCCGAAGAGAAAUUAGCAUCAUCGACCACAACUAGCAGCGAUAAGAGCGACGGAAAACAAUUGCAAUUAGCUGAUGAGAAGUUGGAAGUGAUAAAGCGAGGAAAACAACUGCAAGGACUUAAAUCGGACACGCAAAGGCCAAUUCGGGAAGCCACAUUAUCAUGCCAAAUACAGACUACCAACGCCAGCAAGUCGUAUGAUGGUUUACAACUAGCACCUGCCGACAGCGAUAAACAGAAAAAGUUAACAGGCGAACAAAGUUCUGCGCCUGUGAAAAGUAAAGACUUUUUGCGGAGUCAUGAUGCCUUGUAUUUACAGGAGUUCAGUGUCUCGGAUGACUUCAUCACUGAAAGAGAAAGAAUUCGAGGAAAUAAGAUUACUACCUCUCACGCAAACGAUAAUUUUUCGGAAUGCCUUAACAGAAAUUUUGAAAGAUGUGACGAUUUGAAUUCAUUAGAUGUGAAUCGGGUUGAAUUAUCAGAUCAUGUAACGCAGUCGUCGUCCACUACAGUUUAUUCUGAGCCUGUGCACCAAAGAUUUGAUACCCCAGUUUCUCAGAAUGAGCAACCAGUAUUGCUGUGUGAACCUUGCAUUGAUGUUGUGGAAUCUAUUUCCUCUACAGACAUAAAGCAGGAUAGUUUAAUUGAAGACUUUGUAGAAUUCUUGGUUGCCAGAGCUAAGACACAGGCAUUUAGGGAUAUUGACCUUGACCUAACAGCAAAUGUUUAUGCAGAGAAGGUUUCAGCUCAGAUUGUCAGUGAUGUCAUAGGCCAAUUUGCAGGUGAUUCUGGCCAACAAGAAAUCAGAUCUGCAGAAGUCCAGGAGAUACACAGUUUUGCCGGAAAUGUUGUUAAUUCUUUGUUCCAAGGUGCUACGGGAAAGAUGUCUUUGGUCAAGGAUGUUGAAACUUUUGCUAAAGACAUGAGCGAACAAGUUAUAAAUGAAAGUAUAGAAUAUUAUGCUGCAAAAGAAAAGUUGGAACAAGGAAGAAAGAAAAAAGUGUCUCUUCAUGAGAUGAGAAUUUUCAGUGAAGGUAUCAUUAGUGAAGUUUUGUGUGAUGGAAUUGAGGAGGCAGCGAUAGUACAGGAUGACUCCAAAGAAGAUUUCAUUCAUGAUCAAAACUUACCCACAGAAGAGCAAAAAAUAGAGGAUUCUAUUCCAGAGGGUGCUAACAGUUUAAAAAAUCAAGUUUGCCAGACAUCAUAUCAGGAAUCAAUCCUGUCAAGCACGUUACAACCCCAUAUCAGUGGUGUGGUAGAAAACUUGGUAAAUGGUGCAAUUUAUGAAGCUGCAUUGAGAGUGAAAGCACAAAGAAGUGAAUCAGGUUUAGAGGACUCAGAGCUAGAAAGCUGUGCCCAAGAAAUUUUGGAAUCCCAGGUUGACGAGACAGUUAAGGCAUUAAUUGUUUCAGCUUUGAGCAAAGCUGCUGAUCAUGAAGGACAGGAAAAAGAAGCAGAACCAUCAUACGCAAAUAAAAGUCAGGUUGAAUCCUGUUUAGAGUCUUAUGUAGUUGAUGCUAUGGGUGACCGAGUGAGUGAGGCAGUUGUUAACGUAAUAGAGGAACAAACUGUGCCCAGUGAGGAACAAAAAGUAGUGAAUGGUAAGAUUGAUCUCGCUCAAGAGCCGUUCAUGGAAGAGAGCUGUCAAAGUACCCCUGAGAUUGUUGUCGUGAAAGAAAAUGACACUGAUGUGACAGAUCAAUGUGAGGGAUUUGAUGUUGUGCCAUCUAAAGAGAAGGACAAAUUAAAAGAAAAGAAAACUGGUGAAAGGGGUGAAAGUGGUGAUUAUUGGAGACGUAGUUUGAUUCUGGAUUUGGAAGGGGAAGAAGAAUUUGAUGAGAGUGUUGAAAGUGAAAAGUCACCUUCAUCAACCAAAGAUGAAGAUCUGAUUUCUGAUGAGGAAAGUGAAGAAUUUAUAGAUUCAUCAGAGGAUGAGGUUAUUGAUCAUGCAGAGGAUGCUAAAAUGGGUGCAGUUGGUGGAUCAAGUGUUCAAAAGUAUGAGAGUGAUGAUGAUGACAAGAUGGAUUUUGAGGAUGAGUUAGAUGAUGAUGAUGAUGAUGAUGAUGAUGACUAUGAUGGCGAUGAUAUGUUUGUAUCACAGUCAAUGGUGGAUGGAUUGUGCGUGAGUAAACCUAAAGAAAAGAGGAAAAAGAAGAAACACAAAACUGCUCCAAGAGCAAGAAUACAAUCAGCUGGUUCCCACUUUAAUAAUGCAGUGGUAUUAGACAAUGGUUGUGGCACCAUAAAACUAGGCUUUGCAGGGCACAAGAAGCCCAGCAUCAUACAGCCAACAUUAUAUGGGAUCCCCAAACGAUACUCAUUACAAAUGGCUGGUAUGGACAACAAAAAGGACAGGGAAUACGGGGACACUGCUGCAACGAAGGCUGGAGUUAUGCAGCUAGAGUAUCCUAUGAAGGCUGGACUGAUUGAAAACUGGUCUGAUGUGGAGGACAUCUGGGAGUACAUGCUAUUCAAUGAGUUAGGAAUAGAAGAGGGAAACCACCCAAUCUUAAUCACAGAAGUUGCCAACACACCAAGGAAGAACAGAGAGAAAAUAGCUGAGAUUUUGUUUGAACACCUUGGUGCCCCUGCAAUGUAUCUUGCAAAUCAACUUGCACUGUCAUUGUAUGCGUCUGGCUUGACUGUGGGCAUAUGUCUGUCCUCUGGGUUCUCUGUCACUCAAGCUGCCACAAUUUACGAGGGACAUUUAUUAGCCCAUACAGUCCAGGAACUUGACAUUGGUGGUCGGUCACUCACAGAUAAUCUACAAAAACUGCUCAGGGACAACAAAGGUCAGAACUUCAACUCCUCAUCUGGCUGGCAGAUUGUGAAUAAUAUGAAAGAAACUAUGGCAUAUGUAGCACAAGAUUAUUCUUCUGAGCUGAAGCAGUUCAAGACCAAUGCUGCUCUGACUCAGUUCUACAGCUUGCCUGAUGGCCAGACUGUAGACAUAAGCAGUGAGAUGAUCAGUACUGCAGAACCUUUGUUUAAUCCUGAAACUCUUCUCGGUGCAGAUGACACUGUUGCCUCGCAGCUUCCCAUGCACAAGUUGGUGAACAGUGCAUUCAGAAGGUGUUCGCCAGAGUUACAGGACACCAUUCACCGAAAUGUCGUGCUUUCUGGUGGAACGACCCUCAUGAAGGGACUGCUACCGAGGCUACAACACGAACUCGGCAAAAUCAACCCAAAGAUACGAACAGUGCGUGCGCCUGACAAUAGAAGGUAUUCCGCGUGGAUUGGGGGCUCAAUACUGGGAUCUCUGUCCACUAUUGACAGUAUGUACGUCACGAUUGACGAAUACGCAGACUACGGGGGUCGAAUAGUCAAUCAAAAGUGUUUCUGAUGUCCUGCUGCCCUGCACAUGCAGCAAAGUGAUGCAUACACAGCCUAUACAUGACACGUUUAAAAUGACGAUGGGUCUCAUUUAAUCAAGGUAUUAGUGAAUUUUACCAAACUAGAAAUAUACUGUACACUGCUGACCAAACACAUCAUUGUCGUCGUUGGCGCAAAGUCAUCAAGUUGAUCGACCCAUUUUGUAGACUAAUUUACUCGUUAAUCUCACUCCCGUUUCUGAAUGACUUGAAUGAGAAAGUCGGGAAAAAAUUCAAGCAAGAUCUGUUGUUAAAUCUUUUAACGCCAAUGUUACAACAUCAAGUAAAUACAAAUGUCGAAAAUUUGCACAAAUUUAGGAUUAAGUCUAAUUGUUUACUACAUUUAUUACAAGCGUUUAUAAAAUGUAAGAAUUUAACCGAACUUCCAACUAUCCUUCCUCUAAGUACUUGAAUCUGGCACCCUGCGGAGUGAAGGUAUUCCCAGAAUACUAUCACUCAAGCAGACAAUAUAUACAGUUAAACCGCUUUAAAAAUUACAGUACGACAUUGGGAAAGUAAAAUAUCAAAUUUUUAUUACCAAUUUAUUAACAAAUUAUUUACCGGAACGAAAAUAAACUCACAUUAAAUUGAAUUUAUAAUAAUUAUAAUGGUUACUGUCUAAGCCACCUGGAUUGGGGGCUACGAAAGUGUUUUUCUAUUUCCGAGACUGCGCUGACCAUAGCACAGGUCUUGCACAACAUUGAUUAGCGACCGGGGUAUUAGAAAAUCAUUGUUAGAUGCAUUUGAAAUUGAAGAAGGAGUUAAAUAUCUUAAAGCGUCAUCUUCUAACCAAAAUUUGUUUCGCCCAUAUUGGCCGAGUGGUCUGUAGGAUCAACCAGAUCAAAUCGAUUUAGAAUCCUACGACCGUGUCAUAAUAUUAUGAACGGUCUUUGCAUAUGUUGGUUAAGGCAAAUUUUAUAGCACCAAUUUUUCCCCGCCNCCCCCCCCGCCCCGAAGAGUAAAAAGAAGAAGAAGAAGUAAUAAGCGUAAAAUCGUUGAAACGCUGAUGGUGGCGCAUCCACAAACGUUUAAUUUUCAGAUGUGGUUUAUAAAAUUCCUAGAGUAGGCCAAUGCUUGUAGAUAUAAAAUGUUUUAAUUUUUGUAACAAAAUUGUAUGCAUGCUCAAAGAAUCAAACUAUUUCUAGUGCUACAAGGUUAUUAAUUUUCCAUGUAUUUAAGUGAAUUUGAUGAUGCGAUCACAAGCAGUCCUAUUAGGCUUCUAGUCAGGGCUCGUUUACACGUAAGGCACAAUCAGAGUAAUGUGUUCUUUGUCAAGACCACUAUUCAAUAUUCAAGGGUGACAUUUUUGUAGCCUACUACGCAGACGCUCUUUGGGCUCGUCACGCAACGAGGGGGAGGAAGAUUGCGUGACGAACCCAAAGGAUGUCUGCGUAGGGGGCUAAAAUUUUUGUAGCUCGAGCACAAAAAAGAGGCGCUAAUGCUGAUGAACCAAACAUUGUCAACAAAGAUUUCCCCUACUGGAUGACAGUUUGACUUAAAUGGAAUUCUCGUUCAAUAUGUUCCAGCAGCAUCUCUGGUAUGUGUUAACAAGUCAGUCAAGCACAUCUUGCAUUCUAACCUAACAAUGUUAAAUGAUGUUGGAUCAGCACGGUGGUCAGUCACCAGAUCAAUCGCACAAGAUAUUGAAAUUAGCUAGCUGUUUAUCAAGUGGAAGUUGCGUUUUGAGCGUCAGUCCUUAGUCAGAAUAAAGACGGAAGUCUCACGCUCGAAACAUCAGCGUGACAUUCUCUCUACAGCGGGUAAUUAUCAAUUUGAUAAACAGCUUAUUGUUUCACCUGUCUGCCGACGCAGCCCUUAUAACUACCAAGAGGUCUACCAAUAACUGCUAAUUAGCUACCUCUUUUUUGUAUUGUUUAUUUCAAAGCAGCCACGUUCGUUGUAAUACUAGAAAUACUACUUCAAAAUUGGUUAAAUAAAUACAGCAGUUGUAACGUUACGAUCAGUUGUAUAGUGAUGCCAGGUAAUCAUAGAAAUUUAGAAAUUUUAUUUACAUCAAGUUUUUUUGCGGCUGAAACCUCAAUUGUAAAAUUAAAUUUAAUUUUAAAAUGGGCAAGGUGAAGAGAAUUUUGUAAUGUUACAACCAAUUGUAUAGCUAUUGUAGUUAAUUACGGAAAUUAAAGUUAUCUGAACUGUU